This is a messenger RNA of Cebus imitator (Panamanian white-faced capuchin), 1828 nucleotides long. RefSeq names its product tubulin gamma 2 (gene TUBG2). Lineage: Eukaryota; Metazoa; Chordata; Mammalia; Primates; Cebidae. Gene Ontology annotation, biological process: mitotic spindle organization; meiotic spindle organization; cytoplasmic microtubule organization. Gene Ontology annotation, molecular function: GTP binding; structural constituent of cytoskeleton. Gene Ontology annotation, cellular component: gamma-tubulin complex; spindle; cytoplasm. The record is from RefSeq and is a predicted model, not a curated record. The coding region runs from base 251 to 1633 and encodes 460 amino acids. The transcript has 12 exons.
GGGCGUGGCCUGACUCUGCGCCUGUGCCGAAUUCCAGCUGCAGCUGCUGAGGGAGAAAAUGAUGCCCAGGUUGGGCUCCCCGGCCCGCCGGCCUAGGAAAGGCCUGCGUUGCACACGCGCAGACCGAGCAUCCGUGUCAAGAGGGGAAGAGAGCGCGCGCUCCCCACGUCCUGCGCGGCUGGCUGCCAGGCAUUCGUCUCAGCCGUGACUCUCGCCAGGCCGGGGCUGGCGCGCUCACGUCUGAAGAGUGAUGCCCCGGGAGAUCAUCACCCUGCAGCUGGGCCAGUGCGGCAACCAGAUUGGGUUCGAGUUCUGGAAACAGCUGUGCGCCGAGCAUGGUAUCAGCCCCGAGGGCAUCGUGGAGGAGUUUGCCACCGAGGGCACUGACCGCAAGGACGUCUUUUUCUACCAGGCAGAUGACGAGCACUACAUCCCGCGGGCCGUGCUGCUGGACCUGGAGCCCCGGGUGAUCCACUCCAUCCUCAACUCCCCCUAUGCCAAGCUCUACAACCCAGAGAACAUCUACCUGUCGGAGCAUGGAGGAGGAGCUGGCAACAACUGGGCCAGUGGAUUCUCCCAGGGUGAGAAAAUUCAUGAAGACAUCUUUGACAUCAUAGACCGAGAAGCAGAUGGAAGUGACAGUUUAGAGCUCCAGAACAGCUCCAGAGUGAUAAAGGGCUUCGUGCUGUGUCACUCCAUCGCUGGGGGUACGGGUUCUGGCCUGGGCUCCUACCUCCUGGAGCGACUGAAUGACAGGUACCCCAAAAAGCUGGUGCAGACUUAUUCAGUGUUUCCCUACCAGGAUGAGAUGAGCGAUGUGGUGGUCCAGCCCUACAAUUCACUCCUCACACUCAAGAGGCUGACACAGAAUGCAGACUGUGUGGUGGUGCUGGACAACACAGCCCUGAACCGGAUUGCCACAGACCGCCUGCACAUCCAGAACCCGUCCUUCUCCCAGAUCAACCAGCUGGUGUCCACCAUCAUGUCGGCCAGCACCACCACCCUGCGCUACCCCGGCUACAUGAACAAUGACCUCAUCGGCCUCAUCGCCUCACUCAUCCCCACUCCGCGGCUCCACUUCCUCAUGACCGGCUAUACCCCACUCACUACGGACCAGUCAGUGGCUAGCGUGAGGAAGACCACAGUCCUGGAUGUCAUGAGGCGGCUCCUGCAGCCCAAGAAUGUGAUGGUGUCCACAGGCCGAGACCGCCAGACCAACCACUGCUACAUCGCCAUCCUCAACAUCAUCCAGGGAGAGGUGGACCCCACCCAGGUCCACAAGAGCCUGCAGAGGAUCCGGGAACGGAAGUUGGCCAACUUCAUCCCAUGGGGCCCCGCCAGCAUCCAGGUGGCCUUGUCAAGGAAGUCUCCCUACUUGCCCUCGGCCCACCGGGUCAGUGGGCUCAUGAUGGCCAACCACACCAGCAUCUCCUCGCUCUUUGAAAGUUCCUGCCAGCAGUUUGACAAGCUGCGGAAACGGGAUGCCUUCCUCGAGCAGUUCCGUAAAGAGGACAUGUUCAAGGACAACUUUGACGAGAUGGACAGGUCUAGGGAGGUUGUUCAGGAGCUCAUUGAUGAGUACCAUGCCGCCACACAGCCAGACUACAUCUCCUGGGGCACCCAGGAGCAGUGAUUUCCCUCCCCACUACUCCUGGACGGGAAGCACAGCCUCAACCAUGCCUGCACCCUCUGACCCAACUUCACCUCAUGGACAACCCUUCUUGCUCAUCUCCAGCCCAUGAGCUGGUCCUGCUUCUUCCCUCCAUGCCCUGACUCUUGAUAUGCUUCUUAAGCACUACUAAAGUAAUAAAGCUUGGUUGUCAGUAUA